This is a messenger RNA of Phaeodactylum tricornutum CCAP 1055/1, 519 nucleotides long. RefSeq lists its product with no specific name. Lineage: Eukaryota; Bacillariophyta; Bacillariophyceae; Surirellales; Neidiaceae. The record is from RefSeq and is a predicted model, not a curated record. The annotation marks the transcript as partial. Gene Ontology annotation, cellular component: cytoplasm. Gene Ontology annotation, molecular function: kinase activity; ATP binding. The transcript has a single exon.
AUUGCCGUCGCCGGCGGACCGGGCAGCGGCAAGUCGACCCUGGCGGAACUCGUCCGCGACAAGCUCAAUGCUUCCAAUGAAAGUGCCGAUCACGAAAUCUCCGUCGUCCUGCCCAUGGACGGCUACCACUACCCGAAAGCCGAACUCAAACGAAUGGGAGAGGCCAACGACGAGUACACCUACGAGAUGAUGAUGCUCCGACGGGGUGCUCCCUUCACCUACGACCACGAACGCCUCAUUGCCGACUUGAAAACUGCCAAGGCCUCUGGGGAAGGAUCCUUUCCUACUUAUUCACGCGAAAUCAGUGAUCCCGUUUCGGGUGGCGUACAGUUGAUGAAAUCGCACCAAAUUGUGCUCUGCGAAGGUCUCUACUUAUUGGCUCAGGACGACCCCAAUUGGGAAGCACUGGGUGAAAUAUGGGACGAUCGCUGGUAUCUGAAUACACCCGAAAACAUUGUCAAGGCGCGGCUCGUCAAACGCCACUUGCAGAAUUGGAACUCCGUCAAGGUACGAAACUGG